AACCGUGCCGAAGCGCCCCCGAACGAUGUAUUCCAGUGUUACCGGUGGAUCCUUACAGUCGACAGUGGUGAUCUCUCUGUGUUUCUCAGAUUCCUUGAACAGCAGACAAUUACAUCUUCAACAAUGGCAGCCUGGGUUGGAAAGAAGUACAAGAUGGAAAAGUCCGAAGGAUUCGAUGAGUACAUGAAGGCCCUCGGUGUUGGCAUGGUGCUCCGCAAGCUCGGCAACAGCAUCUCGCCAACGGUCGAACUGGUCAAGGACGGAGACGAGUACACCUUCAACACCACCUCGACCUUCAAGAACACCACCAUCAAGUUCAAGCUCGGCGAGGAGUUCGAGGAGGAAACCGUCGACGGCCGCAAGGUCAAGUCGGUGUGCACCCUCGACGGCGACAACAAGCUGGUGCACGAGCAGAAGGGCGAUAAGCCAACCACCAUCGUCCGGGAGUUCACCGCAACCGACCUGACGGCCACCAUGACCGCUGGAAACGCCAAGUGCGUCCGGUACUACAAGGCCGCCUAAGCGAGGCCACCGCCGCACAGACGCAAAUCCAUCGCGCCCAUCCUGCAGUUCCGUUCGUUUGACGAAGCGUUCCUUUCGUCGCAAAUUUUUAUCCUAUUACUUGAUCAUACAUCACAGAACAUCGGACCUAGUCAUCAUUCCCAGAAGGGGAAACCGAAUAACGAUCACAUCAUGCGCACAACCCGGAACCCAGCUCAUCCGACCGGGAUGAUCCUCUUUAAGUGUGCGGUCAAAUCAUCGCGUUUCCUCUUCCUCGACUAUCCAAUCUAGACUAGCAGUUAUCUGACGAGUGCGGAGAUGCACCAAGUCAACUGACACAACACAACAAAUCGAACGGACGCACGUUUUUUCAUUAUUCCAUUUAGUAGGUGAAGUGAACAUGUUUUUUCGGCUGUUUUGUUUAUUCUUUUCUUCUGAGAAUCGUUGUUGAACCGAAGUAAAAUAUCUAUUUUCGGAUAUUAUUUUUAGCUUUUAGUAAUGCAUGAAGCAUUUUUGUAUAAACGAUAAAUAAAAAAGAAAAGUACAUAUUUUGCAGUGUAUUAUCGAAA
This is a messenger RNA of Armigeres subalbatus, 1070 nucleotides long. RefSeq names its product probable fatty acid-binding protein (gene fabp). The record is from RefSeq and is a predicted model, not a curated record. Gene Ontology annotation, biological process: fatty acid transport. The annotation marks the transcript as partial. Lineage: Eukaryota; Metazoa; Arthropoda; Insecta; Diptera; Culicidae. Gene Ontology annotation, molecular function: fatty acid binding. The transcript is spliced from 2 exons. Gene Ontology annotation, cellular component: cytosol; nucleus.